AUGUCAAUCAAUUCGUUUGUUUCGACAACCGAGGAUCGACAAGUAGCAUCGAUAUUUUCUGGAUCAGGUCAAUUAAGACCCGAACAUGAAUCAGUUAUAUUUGAGGUUUCGAUCGAUACAUCACUCGGCGAUUGUGUACCUUCAUUCGCUAAUGUAUCUCAUUUAAGCGCCGUUGCCGACGAAGGAGAAAUUUUACUAGCCAUGGGUGCUGUUUUUCGUAUCGAAUCUUUUGAUGAAGUCGAAGAUGGAGUUACUCUUAUUCGUUUGUCAAUGUGCACACGAGAUGAUGAACAAUUCGCACAGUUCAAAAAAGUCAUUUUCAAUAUUCAACCUUUAGUGUCAUUCGAGAUGAUUGAUUGGCGACACGAAUCAGGAGCGAUGCUCGCAUUGGCAUUUCUCCUUCUGAAAAUGGGUGAGCGACGUAAAGCAAUUGUAAUGUACGAUAUGGCUAAAACUCGAUUCGUUAGAGAGCAACGGAUUGAUCCGCUCUUCGAAUAUUUGUGCAAAGGUAUCAAAGUACAUUUUGAUAGCUUGAAAGCUUUACUAAGUGAAAAUGGUGCAUUAGACUUUAUACGGCAUAGUGUGUCUGACGAAAGUCGGCAAAUCACAGCUACUAUUGCUCCCGAUCUGGUGAGCCUUAUUACAGAAAUAGCAUCAUUCGACUCUCUUCAUGAAGUCGAUCCCAGAAACUUUCGGGAACGACUCUACCAUGCAGUACAACCAUUGUCUAGUAUAAUAAAUCCUGAAAUUUUACUUCAAAGUAUGGGUUUUAUUAGCUCUAAUAAUGGACGAAACCAGGAUCUAUCAAAUCCUCAAACGAUAACACAAAAUGAGUUACGACAUCUCUUAGGCAGCAAUCAUUUCAGUGAACGAGAAUCAUUAUUACAGAAAGCACAAGAAGCCGAACAAUGUGGUAAUACAGACCUAGCUCUUGACUUUACUUACAAUGCGUGA
Messenger RNA from Rotaria sp. Silwood1, 954 nucleotides. NCBI's taxonomy places the organism in Eukaryota, Metazoa, Rotifera, Eurotatoria, Philodinida, Philodinidae. The record is from the annotation of a GenBank genome assembly.